Messenger RNA from Rhinocladiella mackenziei CBS 650.93, 1176 nucleotides. RefSeq lists its product as uncharacterized. Lineage: Eukaryota; Fungi; Ascomycota; Eurotiomycetes; Chaetothyriales; Herpotrichiellaceae. Gene Ontology annotation, cellular component: chromatin. Gene Ontology annotation, biological process: regulation of transcription by RNA polymerase II. The record is from RefSeq and is a predicted model, not a curated record. The coding region runs from base 1 to 1176 and encodes 391 amino acids. Gene Ontology annotation, molecular function: RNA polymerase II cis-regulatory region sequence-specific DNA binding; DNA-binding transcription factor activity, RNA polymerase II-specific. The transcript has a single exon.
AUGUCACUAUCGCAGCAUCAUAACCUUUUCCCUGUGGACAACGGAAAUGAUGUUCUCGAAAGGCUACUGCGUGGAGCAAGUGAUUUGGAGAAGUGGGAAGCAUGGGCCCGUGUCGAAAGCACAAAACGACUAUGCGUGUGCCUUCUGAUGGGUGACGCGAUGUUCUCUCACGAAUACGAGGUCAAACCUAUUCUACGCUUUGACCUGCUCAAGUAUGUUGUUCCAGGCGAUCUCGCAACCUUCGAGGCCCCUCUCCCGGCCGCCUGGUGGAAACUCUUACUUAAGUCACGCAGUGGGAUAGUCACUUUGUACGCCUUGAACCUUCCGCAGUCGAUUGGAAACUACGAAAUACACGGCCUCCUAGCAAUUUGUUGGGCUCAGGUCUCAGAGAGACAACAUCGCGGCCUCUUGGACACCAACAAUCCGAAUUAUGCCCAGUCGGUCAAUCCUGCUUGGGCGCUUGCCGAAGAUACUCACACUCGAAGCACUGCCGGCGUCCUUUCAGAGCUCUACGAUGCGUACAAAGACACAUUCGCAACCCUCAACCCUAACUGUCUGGUAUCUUGGCACAACACGUGCAUGAACCUCGCGGCAGAUCCUCUCAUUUUGCAAGACGCUGCCGGGAGAAACGGUGCCGUACGAGCAAAAACCGCACUUGAAUUGGUUGCUCAGUGGUCUGAAACCGCCACCGCGCGGCGAGCGUGCCUCCACGCCGCGCAAACGUUUCGUAUCAUGAGCCAGCGCAAGAUAUCGGAAGGGAUGAUGUUCCAAUCGGAAACCGCAUUGUUCGACUCCGCCCUCGUGCUCGGACUUUACUUAUAUUUGAGGCCCCAACCGAUAUCUGGGGAUGUCGCUGGGGGAGAACCUUUCCAAAAGGAAUCCGAGCUUUUGGACGACGUGGAUUGGACGCAUAUCGGGGUGCUCGGUCUGAGCCACGAGCAGGAGGAAGACCGUCCUUUGGGCGGCAGCAUUAUCGCACCAACCAACUGCAAAAGCAGGAGUUUCGUUCUCCGAGACGGCCUCCCCGUCUCCUUCGAGGGUGUCUCUUGCCCUGGGGAGUUCAGGUCCGCUCAGCGGAUCUUCCUCGCUUUUUCGACCCUCCUGAGUCAUGUAGCACCAUGGAACGCUCGAAGAUAUUGCCCAAUCCUCCGAACUUUGAGUGCUUGCAACUUUUAG